CUCAUUCACACCGGCGACUUGAGGAGGUCGCGCGACCAUUUGCGACUCGCAAACAAAAAGCGACCGAAGGCGACUGAUGUUCACACCGGCAAGCCCGGUCGAGCGCGACUAGCCAGUCGCAAUCCCGGAGAUUCUCGUUCUCAGCGAGAACUCGAGGGAUCUACGCAGUUCGCGCGCACUUUUCAGUUCGCGCGCACCUCGCACUUCGCUCGCCUUCCAGCCAUGGAUUUCGACUCUAGCGAAGAGGAAGACGUGGUCAGUGUGCUGAUGUGCUCUGCCGUGAUGUCAGCCCUGGCAGCGCGGAAGCCUCCGAAAAGAAAACGACGCUGGUGGGUGCGCCCGUGCCUCCGUUCCCGAGAAGUGGCCGGCCACGCAAGCCGCCUCCUGCCCGAACUCCGCGCACAUGACGAGGACUAUUUUCGAGACUUCCUGCGAAUGCCGCCCAGCACAUUUGACACGUUGCUGGCACUGCUACGCCCCAGCAUCACAAAGGAAGACACGAACUACAGGCCUGCAGUCUCAGCUCAUGAUCGCCUAGCCAUGACCAUCAGGUUCUUGGCCACAGGAGAGACACAGCGAGACAUGUCCUUUAACUUUCUGGUGGGCAGAUCAACAACAUGUGCCAUUGUGUCAGAAGUGUGCGACGCUCUGUGGACUGUGUUGAAGCCGCUGUAUCUUCAGCAUCCGCAAGGGGCUGAUGAAUGGCUCAAGGUAGCCACAGAGUUUGAGGAGCGCUGGAAUAUGCCACACUGCGUCGGGGCUAUCGAUGGAAAGCACGUGAGCAUCGAGUGCCCAGCAAAUUCAGGAACCCUUGAUCACAACUACAAGGGUACUUUCAGCAAAUCACUACUUGCUGUCUGCGACGCACAAUACAGGUUCCUGUACGUGGAAAUUGGCCACAGUGGCAGUGAGAGUGACGGCGGCAUUUUUUCUCGCUCCACCCUACAAAACGAGAUCAUCAGUGGGACCUUGGGGCUGCCACCGCCGAGGACUGUUGGGAGUGAGGGCCUUCUCCCGUACUUCCUUGUUGGCGAUGAGGCCUUCCCGCUCAAGGAUUACAUGAUGCGGCCAUACCCACGACGGACACUUCAUGAAGACUCACACGAGACGCACAAGCGGCGCGUUUUCAACUACCGCUUGAGCAGGGCCCGGCGAGUCAUCGAAAACGCCUUUGGAAUCCUGGCUCAACGGUGGAGAAUUCUGCGGCGACCGUUCAAAGCAAAGACUGAUAACAUCAACAGAUACGUGGGGGCCUGUAUAGUGCUUCACAAUUUUUUAAUGAAAGAGUCGUCAGCCUCUUCUGCUGCAUACUGCCCACCAGGUUCUGCUGACAGCGAAGACUGGGAAGGGCGACUUUCGCCUGGCAGCUGGAGGGAUGAGGAACCAGCCGGAGGUGCCCUCUUGCCAACUAAGUCCAGUGGGUGCCACGCUGCUCGGUACGCGAAAGAAGUUCGGGACAAGUUGGCACACCACUUUAUCACAGCCGGCCAAGUUCCCUGGCAAGAUAAAGUGGUCACCAGUACUUGAACUGCACAAGAACUGCAGGGCUCGAUGUCCGCUGCCAUGGUGUCCGAGGAAACCCCUGGUUGGGCGCCAUCUGUAGCUUCUGCUCGGCUGCAACGACCGUGGAAAAGCACCGUUUUAUGUAUCGCAUUUCACAUUCAUACAUGCAUAUGCCAUUACCAGUGGUCAGCUGCCAACCUGUCAUUCAUGCCUACUCACCUCGCAUUACGCACAUGCUCUAUUACAAUAAGCGUUGUGUGUUUCCGCUCACUGCCUAAGAAAAUCAACGUUCUCAAUGUUUUCUGUUGGGCUACUCUUUCAGUUGCUCUGAAUGGUUUUUUUCAUUUGUACUACUGUUUGACUUGUGCUUGCUUAUAAUUUCGUGCCAUUUUUGCGUUUGUUUCGUUUCUUAAUAUUCAUACUAUUAUGUUACUUUUGUGACCAUUUCGAGUCAACUUUGUGCUGUUUAUGUAUUUGCAUUGUACUGAGACUAUUUCAUCAUUUGCUGAUUUCCUGUUGCUGUACUGUACUUAUAUAUAGAUAUGUCGCUAUCACCCAUGCUCUUCGGUGCCUGAGAGGCACCAUAAGUAAAAGAAACAUGAAGUAUCACAUGUAUCUGCAUACAAGCUACAUUUUGAAACGUUGUGACUUACACCUUUUUGCCCUCUUAAGUUAUUUUGGACAGGUGUCGAGGUUUCACUUACAGAUAGAGGUUGAUGUUACGAGCACCAAUUCCUUGGCUAAACCUACAUUGUUCACCCCUACCUUAAAUGUAGGCUUCAUUUUAGACGUUACCUUGAUCGAGUGUCCUCCAUGCUGCACAGCACCCUGAAAGAAGUUUACCGUGACAAACUUGAUUACAGUGGCAUGAUCCAGCGUAUUAAAUGAACAGAUCGUGCACAUGUAACUGCCAUGUCAUGCAGGUGUCCAACACCUACUGUAAUUUUUGGGGGACAAAAAUUUUUUUCAAGGUUUCGUCCGAGUGUGUUGUACAAUGGCAAGGAACAUGCGUGAUAACGAAACCAAUAUAGGCGUUUUUUUCCCCUAAGCACUCUAUGCCGCAGAAGUAGUGCCAGGGAGGUGCCUUACAACGCCUUGUAAACAUUACGCAUACACCAACGACGGUGACUCGACAAUGCUGCCGGCGGAAGUGGCUCUGACUAGUAUAGCUGCCACAGAGAAAGAUGCCUCCGAUAGCUUCGAGAGAAGUCUAAAAGCGUUCGUUUUGUACGCUGUGAGCAAUGUUGACUGAACUUUCUUUGCUGCUAGUAGUAGGCAUUCCUAAAAAACUUUACAUAAAUUUAGUUAACACAAACACAAGUAUAGCAUUUUGAGAUUACUGUGCAAUCGUGCACAUGUAAUAGUGUUUCAGCAUGCCAACCCAUUAAAGUACAGUCUCACUCCGUUGUACUUGUAAAUAAGUUCUUUGUUUGAAAUUUGCUGAGAGCUCAACUUCUCGCUAUGCAGAGGUGCAACCUAUUGUAAUGGAUAUAUGAAAAUAACGAUUUAUGUUUGCGAUAACUAAACAUGUUACUUUGAGCUACAGACAUUUUGUCCAUUGCCUGCCAGUGUAAACAGCAUUUCAAUGCAUGCUGAGCAUGCAUGUCUCCUGCGAAACUUUCCUUUGCUCAUGUGUUUUCAGGCAUGACAAUAAACUGUUUCAUUUUGACAGCAAAAUAUACUUGCAUCACAGGUUCCGACGCCACCUCGGUUAGUUCUAGCAUGGCCUCGAAAUGGGGCCAUCUGAUGGUGGGGACAUCAACUGCCCCUGCACCACUGCGCUGCUUAUCGCGAACCUCCUGUUGUUUCCUCUUAAAAAUGUCUCGCAAGUUUUUAAAUUUUUUCUCUGCAGAGGUUCCUGCAAAAUAAAUAAGUAGUUGUAAUUUGACACCAGCAUGAAAUUACACGAAAUAAAAUAUGCUUCACAAAAUGCCUCUCCUCUCGUUUUCUUUGUAUUGUGUUAGCCGCAACAU
Molecule: messenger RNA, 3476 nt
Organism: Dermacentor silvarum
Lineage: Eukaryota; Metazoa; Arthropoda; Arachnida; Ixodida; Ixodidae
Exons: 8
Coding region: 223-1527 (434 amino acids)
Source: RefSeq, a predicted model, not a curated record